Messenger RNA from Spodoptera litura, 546 nucleotides. RefSeq lists its product as uncharacterized. Lineage: Eukaryota; Metazoa; Arthropoda; Insecta; Lepidoptera; Noctuidae. The record is from RefSeq and is a predicted model, not a curated record.
GUCAGAAGCCUGCAAUACUUCAAAAUAAGAUGAAGAUCCUAGCAGUAUUGUUGAUGUUGGUGGCAAUAGCAGCAGGAGUGAACAGCAAUCUAGAGCAAGAAGCCAAUGUAUUGAAUUAUAAUGAACAAGAUUCCAAUAAAAUGGUGGAAUCAGAUCUAAUGGCAUCAAGACAAAUUGUUUGGGGAGUCGAUGGGCCUGAUGACCGACUAAUAUCCUCGACUAUUCAUUCGGCAGAUGCUUUUAACUUCUUGAUUAACGACCAAGAAGUUACUUACCGGGGCCACGAAACAACUAACAUAACAAGAAUUGUUGUUUUGAAGCGAGUCGGCGAUAUUACUCAAGUUGAUUUAGUGGACGGCGGCCUGUACCACAACUUCGUCACUAUAAGGUUUACCUGUCAACGAUCUUACUCUAUGUACAAUAUAAUCGACAUCUUUGCGACUAUAAACUGUCAUAAUAAUUAAAUAAACAAUGAGUAAGCACAGUAAUUACCUAAUUAAUUAUUUUCCUGAAGAAUGUAGAAGCCAUUGACAGAAUAAACGACUU